This is a messenger RNA of Knipowitschia caucasica, 2142 nucleotides long. The record is from the annotation of a GenBank genome assembly. NCBI's taxonomy places the organism in Eukaryota, Metazoa, Chordata, Actinopteri, Gobiiformes, Gobiidae.
AUGGGGUCAGUGGAAGAAACACUCAGCAACUUCUCAUUAGAUUUCAGAAAGCUUCUGUUUGUGAAUAUUUACCUCACUCUAAAGUCCAUAAACCUGCAGACAGUUCGACACCACGAGCUGCCGGACUGCUACGACUUUAAUGUCAAGUUCAGGUCUCUGGACAAAGUGACUGAAUGUCUGUUUUCUCUGAUCAAUGGUGAUGACAUGUACGCUACCUUCUUGAACUUGAGGGACAAGAGCUACAUGGUGUGGCUGUUCAGCAGGCUGUAUCUCUACUCCUUCAUUUCGCUGUUCAUUUACAUGGUUCUCAGCCUGUUUAUUGCGCUCAUCACCGACACAUACGAAACAAUCAAGGCUAAAGGGCUCAGUUCCCAAUUGGAGUGUCUGGUCCUUACUGCAUGGCUGCUAAUCCAACUUCAUUCCCAGGAGAGAACUCAUGACCUGCCAGAUCGCGCCCUGAUAUAUAAUUAUGAGCUUCCAGAUGUGACAAAGCAAAACAAUAUGAUGUCGACGUACUCUUCUUAUUCCCUGUCCAGUACCCAUUACAUCGACACAGCCUUUUGCACUGAAGAUAAUGUUCCCCAGUGCAUUUCUUAUGUCAAUCAGGAGCUGGACUCUCUGGGUCUGUCUUGCAUCUCGCUCGGAGCACCAGGCGUCACAGGCCUGAGCUCUGCUCUGAACACCCUCUACGAGCUGCUGCAGAUCCACAGACGAGACAUGACCGCGGUGGAGGAGCUCGAGAGGGAGCAGCUCAAGAAGUCCAGCACUUUAGAGCAUGUGCAGAUCAACAACUCAAGACUCAAGGACCAACUGGAGCUUUCCAUGAGGGAAAAGUCUGGGAUGCAUGAAACUGAACGGCAGCUGCAACUGAAAAUCAAGACUUUGCAGAGCUGCCUAAAAACCGAAAAAGAGGAGGUGCAAAAGCUCCAGCAUAUUAUUGCCAGUCGUGCCACACAGUACAACCAUGACACCAAAAGAAAGGAAAGGGAAACUACUAAACUGAAAGAGCGCCUGAGCCAACUGUUGGUGGAUAGAAAGGACAGAAAACUCUCUAUUGACGUCUUGAAUUGUUUGGGACGCGCUGAUGGCAAAAGGAGCCUCUGGAAGACUACAAAAGCAACUGCUAGCCAUGAGGGGGACAUGUACAAGUCAUUGCUGAGUGACUACGAGGCGACACAGAGGUUGCUAAUGCUGGAAAACGCAGAACUGAAGAAAGUGCUUCAGCAGAUGAAGAAGGAGAUGAUCCAUAUCUUGAGUCCCCGACAAACAUCUGACCAUGGCCAUGAGCUGGGAGACUCUGACACAGAGGAGAGGGCCGACUUAGGCAGGGAGUGUCUGGAUAAGUCGUGUGAAGUGGCCCGAGAGCAGCUCACAAACAGCAUCCGGAAGCAGUGGAGGAGGGUGCGAAGCCACAUGGAGAGAUUGGACAGCCAAGCUUCUCACAGCCAAGACGAUGUGAUCUUAAAACAGACACACGAUGAAGAAAUGGAGAAAAUGAGACAAGAAGUCCUGCAGUGUAAAGAGUUUAUCCACACUCAGCAGCAGCUGCUGCAGCAACAACUGCACACUUCACUUGAUGAGGACACGGCUGUGCUGCUGAACGGCUGCUACACGCUGGAAGAGAAGGAGCGUCUCAAAGAAGAGUGGAAACUGUUUGAUGAACAGAAGAGAAACUUUGUACGAGAGCGAAAGAACUUUACUGAAGCUGCUAUUCGUCUGGAAAGAGAUAAAAGAGCUUUUGAGGAGGACCGUGCGGAUUGCCUCAAAAAUCAAUUUUUGAACAUUACUCCAUUUGCUGACCGUCGGAAAGGGUCCUCAUCAGAUGGUCCAAGGUCACUAUCGAUAAGAAGUGAACCAGAGAUCCGAAUGUCUACUACUUCAGUGAAUCGGCCCAAAUCAUCCACAUAUUGUACCAACUUUUCCACUCCGAAACCUUCCUCAUUUUCCUCUGUUCCCUCCACUGCCGAACUCUAUCGAACACUUCGACUCAUACCAGAUACAAGCUCAAGACAAUCAAAUCGGGGAAGCUGGCAGGAGUCUAGUGCAAUUGAGCAUGGGGAUAAUCAAGCCAAGACCAAACUUCGUUCUCGAUGUGGAGAUAUAAGCGUAUUCAGUGUGGGAGACGAGAACAGCCCAACUUGA